CGCCAACAGAGCGGCCCAGCAGCGCCCAACAAGCGUCCAGCGAUCGGCGUCAGUGCACCACCAGGCGGCACCCACCCACGGUGCCCACCAGGUGCCCAGAGCGCCACCAGCAGCGCGACAGCGCCGGACACGUGGUCACCAGCCACACAACGGCGCCACCAGGAGCGCGCAAACGAGCGGCCCGCACGCCCCCGCAGCGUUCAGCGCCAUCGGGCGGCGCCAUUUGCACCACCAGCAGCACCCACCGAGUGCCUACCGAGUGCCCACCGAGCGCCACCAGUAGCGCCCACAGCAGCGCCCAUCAGCAGCGCCCAGCAGCGCCCUCAGCAGCGCCAACCGCGCCGGAUACGUGGUCACUAGCCACGCUACGAGCGCCACCAGGAGCGCCUAACGAUCAGCGCCGCCGCUCACCAGCCGCACUCACCGAGCGCCAACGAAGAGCGCUAGCCGCAACCACAUCGGUCAGCCAGUGCCGCACGUCAGCAGCACCUGCCGUGCGCCCAGCGCCCAGUCACGCCACUAGGAGCGCUCACCAAGUGAUCCCCAGCAGAGCCAUCGGCAGCGCCACCGCGCGUAUGCCCAGUGUCUCGGGAAAGAAAACGUCAGAGGACGCAGAAUCAAAGCCAGAUCCGGCAGCUGCCGGACUGGAAGAGGACAGGUUUUCACCGCAUCCGGGGUGA
Messenger RNA from Drosophila suzukii, 680 nucleotides. The record is from RefSeq and is a predicted model, not a curated record. Lineage: Eukaryota; Metazoa; Arthropoda; Insecta; Diptera; Drosophilidae.